CGGAAAGGCAAGCACAUACAUACGCGGAGCUACUAGCCUUGACGCCUAGCUGCAGCCAGCAAGCCAGCAUCGCAUCAGCCAGGGUGAUCCCGCCUCCUUGUCCAGCGCCAGUGCUGUGACCAACACGCCGUGAAUGGCCCAAUCGCCGUGCCUGGACACCCGACGACCGUUGCUCCUCGUCCUUCACCUGCCCAGGGUCUGCACACUUGCGGAGUCAACCCGGCACUUUGCUAGGAAACACCCGCUGCGCCAGCUCCGAUGCUCGUCCAUUUCCAUUCAUCUGCGCGCGAGGUACUUGGAUACAACGCAAACAGUGGAAAUGGACGUUGACCUCCACUACUGCAACACUCCGUCCGUUACAAGGUUAGUU
Molecule: messenger RNA, 370 nt
Organism: Alternaria rosae
Lineage: Eukaryota; Fungi; Ascomycota; Dothideomycetes; Pleosporales; Pleosporaceae
Exons: 4
Source: RefSeq, a predicted model, not a curated record